AUGGAGGCGGUGGCGGUGCUCGGGAGCAUCCCCGGGGUGUUGAGGGCGCCCGCGGGUGUUAACCGACGUAGAAAUCGCGGACGCGCGCGCGGAAGCGCGAUCGUGACGCGCUCUGCGGCGCGACGACCCUCUUUAGGCCGCGGCGUCUCCCCGGAACCGGAGGCGCGGGAGUCGCGUCAGCAUGCUGCCCCCCUCAACGGGUCCGUCCCCGGAGCUCCCCGCGCCGCCACCCCGGCGCCGAAAUCGAACCUUCGCGAGGGUACCAAGACUAACGCGGUGCCCCUCGGCUUCAUCGUCGCCGCGGGCGGGCCGUCAUCCGUCGCAACGUCCGCGGUGGAGGCGCUCGCCAAGGCGAAGAAACUCGCCGAGGAUGCCGCGCGGAGGGGCGUCCCCGGGCCGCGGGUCGUCGCUUCGACCGUCACGACGCUGCCCAAACCGAAGACGCUGGAGUCGGAUCCGUCCCUUUUAAACCCCGCGAGGGCGCCGAACCUUUCCGACACCGCCGGGGCGACGCGAUCCGUCGUGCUCGUCGACGGCGCGUCGCGCCUGUGGAUCACCGAAGACGGCCGGGUCCAACUCCGCAGGUGGAAGAAGGCCAAGACCCCGGGCGGCAUGCCAACGGAGGACCUCGUGUCCACCGCCCACGUGCAACUCCCCAAGGAGUGCGUGGGCGUCCCGGGAGCGUUCACGCGCACCGUCCGCGACGACGACGGCAACGCGAUCGGCGCCGAGGUUCGCUGGGGCGUGGUGGCGAGAUUGAGGGUCGAGUCGGCGACGUCGCGAUGCUUCGGCCAUUCACGCGUGGACGAUUGGAGCGCCAAGCUCGCGGAGGGUUUCGUGGCCGAGUUUAGCGUCAACGCGGAGGCGUGCGUCGAGCCCGAGCACGCGAUGGCGGAGUUCAAGGUUGACGUGGACGUCGCCGGGGACUGGUUCGGGGGCGGGCACCUGAUGAAGCAGCACUGGCCCCUGAAUUUAGGGUGCUGGGAGGUUGGCCCGCACUACCCGUUCGAUAACGGACCGAACGGGAUCAACACCCUGGUCGCCACGCACUGGGUCACCAGCCGCGGGUUGGCGGUGCUCGCGGACCCGGACACGCCCUACCUCCACGUGGGUCUCAACGCCCCCAAGCCCAAGGGGGCGUGGGACUCGUUGGUGUCCAACAGAAGUUUCGGCGUCGGCAUCCAGAACGCGACGCGGCUUAUUUUACCCAUGAAGCAGGGCGAGCGUCAGGGCGACGGCGUGUUGCGCCUCCAGGCCCGCGCGGGUUUCCACAAGGGCCGCGGCGCGUUCUCCAUGGACCACCCGAUGAUUGGUUGGGAGGCUAAGAGUUCCGCGGUUGUCGGGUCGGUUGACGAGGGCCUGGACCGCGAUUACGAAGACGAGAGCCAGUGGCUCUCCAUGCGCGUGGGGUUGCUCGCGCUGGACAACGUGAAGCACGCGACGGAGGCGUGCUUGCAAACCCUGAAGAAACCCAGCGGCGCGCCGCCGAGCGAGGUCAUCAGAGCCCCGAUCUGGACCACGUGGGCGAGGUACAAGCAAAACGUGGACCAGAGAAAGACGCUCACCUUUGCGCGCGAGAUUCUCGAGAACAAGCUCCCCCGCUCGGUGAUGGAGAUCGACGACAAGUGGCAGAGCGGCUACGGCGAGCUGGACUUCGACCCGUACAAGUUCCCGGACCCCAAGGGCAUGGUUGACGAGCUGCACGCCAUGGGGUUCAAGGUUACGCUGUGGGUGAUGCCGUUCAUAGAGGAGGACACCGACGCGUACAGGGAGGGCAAGCCGCUGGGGUACUUUGUCGAGUCCGACCACCUCCACCACCCGUUCGACGCCAUCGUCAACGGUCUCAAGCCCGGAUUCUUUAAGUGGUGGAACGCGCCGCCGGUCGUGGCGCUGGACGUCACCAACCCCGCCGCGGUUGAGUGGUUCGUGAACCGGCUCGAGUCCCUUCGCUCGCGAUACGGCGUCGACGGGUACAAGUUUGACGCCGGCGAGCCCUGCUUUCUGCCGCGGCACUUCGAGACGCACAAGCCCCUGACGCACCCGAGCGAGUACACGCGAUGCUGGGUUCAGAACGUCGCCGCGAGGUUCGAGCUCGCGGAGGUUCGCACCGGGCACCACACCACCGGCACAAGCCUGCUGACCCGCAUGGGCGACAGGUUCAGCGACUGGGGCACCGGCAACGGCCUUCGCAGCAUCAUCCCCACCUUGCUCACGAGCGGCAUCACCGGGUACCCGUUCUGCCUCCCGGACAUGAUCGGGGGUAACGCGUACUUUGGUAAGUUCCCCGACAGGGAGCUGCUGGUGCGAUGGGCGCAGGCCAACGCGUUGAUGCCCGCGCUGCAGUUUUCGUUGGCUCCGUGGGACGUGGGCUCGGAAGCCGCGGAUCUCACCAGGAGGUCUCUGGAGAUUCGAGAGAAGGUUGUCGAGAAGCUGGUGCACCUCACGGAGGCGGCGGCGCACUCGCUCGAGCCCAUGUGCAGGCCCAUGUGGUGGCUCGCCCCCGAGGACGAGGAGACGUACAGGAUCCAGGACCAAUUCGCGGUGGGCGACGACGUCAUCGUCGCGCCCAUCGUCGAGAAGGGCAAGACUAUGCGAGACGUGUACCUCACCGAGGGGCUGUGGGUGGAGGCGAGCGACCCGACGGGUAAGGUGUUCGUGGGCGGACAGUGGACCAGGGAUUUCCUGGCGCCCCUCGAGAAGCUCCCGUGCUUCAUGAGGGUGGCCAUCGGCGAGGAGGAGUACUGCGACGUGGGCGACAUGUGGGAGGACCCGCCGGCGUCGAAUUCAGAGCAGUGA
Molecule: messenger RNA, 2796 nt
Organism: Micromonas commoda
Lineage: Eukaryota; Viridiplantae; Chlorophyta; Mamiellophyceae; Mamiellales; Mamiellaceae
Product: hydrolase family 31 protein
Exons: 1
Coding region: 1-2796 (931 amino acids)
Biological process (GO): carbohydrate metabolic process
Molecular function (GO): hydrolase activity, hydrolyzing O-glycosyl compounds
Source: RefSeq, a predicted model, not a curated record